Messenger RNA from Topomyia yanbarensis, 2130 nucleotides. RefSeq names its product ADP-ribosylation factor GTPase-activating protein 1 (gene ArfGAP1). The transcript has 6 exons. Gene Ontology annotation, biological process: regulation of ARF protein signal transduction; regulation of endocytosis. The coding region runs from base 312 to 1742 and encodes 476 amino acids. Gene Ontology annotation, molecular function: GTPase activator activity. The record is from RefSeq and is a predicted model, not a curated record. Lineage: Eukaryota; Metazoa; Arthropoda; Insecta; Diptera; Culicidae. Gene Ontology annotation, cellular component: Golgi membrane.
CACGUAGUUUGACGUUUUGCAUCACUCGUUCUCUCUGAUCAGAAUAUUCAUCCAAAAAGAUAUUAAAUAGUUUUUUAAAACUCGGAAAUAUCCUUGUGGUGGCGUUUCAUGCCCACUGGAGUAUUUGCAUGGAGUCGGAGUACUUCCUGGAAACCACUUCCAAGUAAGCAUGAUCGAUUAUUGGAUGCACAGACGGUGAAAUAAUAAAAAACAAGGUCGUCGUCGCUUUACGAGGUCUGCUCGCUGCUGUUUUAAAAGUGGUUCUUUGAUUUUGCGGACUGUAAAGGUAGUCGGACCUAGUACCUUUCAACAUGGCCAGUCCUCGGACGAGAAGAGUAUUGAGCGAUCUGAAACCCAACAAUAACAACACUAAAUGUUUCGAGUGUGGAACUCACAAUCCACAAUGGGUUUCGGUGACAUAUGGUAUUUGGAUCUGCUUGGAAUGCUCCGGAAAGCACCGUGGGCUUGGAGUUCAUCUUUCGUUUGUUCGCUCAGUUUCAAUGGACAAAUGGAAAGAUAUCGAGCUGGAAAAAAUGAAAGUCGGUGGAAAUAAGAAUGCUCGCGACUUUUUCGACUCACAGGAUGAUUGGGAUGAUACUCUGACAAUCCAGAAAAAGUACAACACUCGAGCUGCGGCAUUAUACCGAGAUAAAAUAUCUACCCUAGCCCAGGGAAAACCAUGGGACCAAGCUUCGGCUUUGGCAAGAAUUAAGGAUGGUGGAUUUUUGUCUACAUCACAUUCUAAUAGUGGGGUCACUAGUGGAUUGACCCACUCUAGAAGUAGUGGAUCUGUUCAAUCGAGUGGCUAUUCCUCGGCUUCCGGAGGGUAUCAGAACGGAGGAACCUAUCAGGAAACAAGCUAUCAACAGUUCAAUACGGCCGAAUUUAAAUCGCAGAAGGAGGAUUUUUUCAGUCGCAAGCAGGAAGAAAACGCUUCGCGACCAGAUCAUUUACCUCCGAAUCAAGGAGGUAAAUAUGCUGGUUUCGGGUACAGCAGGGAUCCGCCUCCGAGGAGUCAAUCACACGAACUUUUCGAUUCGGUGCAAUCGUCUUUUGCUAGUGGCUGGAAUGUUUUCUCCAAGGUGGCUAACGUGGCCAAGGAAAAUGCCAUGAAGUAUGGAAGCUUGGCCUCUCAAAAGGUUAAAGAAGGCACACUCCUGGAAGGAGUCGGCUCACAGGUUACAAACUUAGCCAGCAAGGUAGGCGAAGUAGGCCGCAAAGGUUGGGGAAAUCUCAGUGGAGCUGGCAGUUAUAACGCUCCUGGAGGUAAUGACCGGUAUGACAGUUUUCCGUCGGAUGCCGGUUCUAACGGUAGCGAUGGAUAUCAACGUUCUUCUUCCAAUGGAAAGCUGAGCGGAUAUGGUGGCAGUGGUGGCGCUGGUGACUGGAACUCAUGGAACAAUGACAGCAAUUCCAACGCGAUGAAGUCAUAUCAAAAUCCGGACAGCGAUGAUCAGGAAUGGACGGGAUUCGAAUCACACAUGACCACUGCAGUGCAAUCCACAGAAGAAGGAUACCAGAAUGCCUCCCUUACGACUACAGCGAACGACGAUAGGAAUCAGAACACAUCUACUUCCAUUAGCCAGCAAAGAUCUAGUGCCCGAAGCAGCAUGAAAAUGAAACCGAGCUCUAAUCUAGAGAAUGAUUUUGCUUCUUUGGAUGUGAAAAGCAAGAUUGCUCCAGCUUCCAAUAAAAAGAACAAUAAUGCUGAAGAUGAUCUAUGGAACAUGCUAAACAAUUAGGAAUAUAGCCACAUGCAUUUGUGUAAACAAUUUUAUCAACUUAGUAAUGCGGCAAGAGCAUCCAUAAAACAGCGAUAUUUUUCCUUAUAUGUGUUUUUACCAACCUAAAAGAAGAUGUUUGAACAAUUUGUAAUUCAUUUGCCCCCUUUUUCGUGCUUUUGUUUUUAGUAAAGGAGAAAAUUGAUGAUUCAUGUUUAGCAAAGAUUUAACUAGAAUCGUAACAGAUGGUAGUAAAAUAUUGUCAGCGACAGUAUAUAUAUACAAAUAUUAGCAAAAUAACUGUAAACAUAUAUUUAUAUUAAGCAGGCAGUAUAAAUUACUUAUUUGGCAAAGAGGUAAUAUGAUGAAUCAUUCUAUAAUGCAAAAUAUAUUAUGUGAAAAAAUUGAA